Molecule: messenger RNA, 1096 nt
Organism: Ceratina calcarata
Lineage: Eukaryota; Metazoa; Arthropoda; Insecta; Hymenoptera; Apidae
Product: cilia- and flagella-associated protein 97
Exons: 2
Coding region: 116-874 (252 amino acids)
Source: RefSeq, a predicted model, not a curated record
ACUCGUGAAUAGUUUGUUUGGCAUUUUGUUGACAUGGUUACUGGAAGUGGAACACUCAAGCACUUUCCUUAACCUGACAAACCGUCGAAUUACUAUUUUACUACUAUUGGGUAUCAUGUCAUGUUCAGAGGACAUUCAACCUGAUUGCAAGUGUCAGUUGACGUUAACGUUAUCGAACAAUAUAAUUCGCGAGGAAUUUCCUGAAAUGAGGGAUAGUUUUAAUCACGUACCCAGUAUCCAUGAGGUGGACGAAGAAGAGACCGACGAGGAGUACACCUACGAUCAGGAAGGCAAAAAUUCUGACCGAACCGAAACUGAACAAACUGUAGCUUUAACUAAGGAUACCGUGGAUGAGGAUACUAUUUACAGCAAUGAUUCCUUUUGCUCGGACGAAUCAUGCGAUGAGUCCGAAGGGACGAACGCCUCUUCAAGAUCUCUCGACGAUUCUCAUUUUUCGCCUCAAAUCACUAAUCGUCAAUGUAUCGAGGAGAGCAGCAAAAAUGAGGAAAAAAAGUGCGAGAAUGCGAUAUUGGAGAACAAUAUCACACAUUCGGCUCAGUCCGAGGACGAGAUAGAGAUCAGGCAGAUAAGGAACAGGCGAAGAAAUAUGAGCUUUACUGAUGACGAGUUACGAAAGAUCGAGUGGGAGAAUCAAAUUCUGUUGAAGAAGAUAAUGGCUCAACAGAGACCAAAGGAGAGAAUACUCCACGAAAACGUGCCACCCACGCGAAUUAGUAGUUCCGCAAUAAACAGGAAGAAACUGCAAAAGAAGAUAGAAAAUGAAAAUAUACUGCUGCUUCAAAGGAUACAACGGGCUAAGUCGCGCGUGGUGAACAAAAUGACAAAACCUGGUGGUAGACAAACGAUUUUAUAAUCUGUAACAAAUUAUUUUUGUACACCUUAUCUUAGGCAGAAUUUUGGUAUAUCUUUUUAUACGUACACUAUACAUUGUAUCUGUAAUGAAAACCUCAUUAUUGCGGUUGGUUUCUUGUGCCACUGAACAUUAAAUUGUAAGUGAUUUUAGUAUAAUAGAAAUGGAUGUAUAAAAUUUCUGAUAUACGAUUCCCUGUUUUGUAAUAAAGAUGGUUUUAUUAAA